AUUUAGAAGAAUAAACGUUAACACAGUUAAAGCAAAUGGAGUUUGUUUGCCAACUUCAACUUUCGUGUCUUCCAAAUUCGUCGGAUAUUGUAAUGGGUUAUUUUCCAACUUCGCCAAGGAGUGUUCCCCAAUUAGUUAAGCACCGCCGGAAACAUGGCUAUGUGAACAAGGGCUUUUUGUAUUCCACUUAUUCUACAAUUCAGAUAACCAAUAAGCAAGUUUCAACUACUCUUAGCCCUGCCUUGCAGCAGCAGCAGAUAUUGGCUUCAGCUUCCACCUCUUUGACUUCAUUAAGAGCCGAUGAUGAGAGCAAUGUCAGUUCAGCAACUACGAGAUCUUCGUUGCUUGGGAAGUCUAGUAGUGCCAUGGAGCAACUUGAUUUUGAACGCGGUGUUUGUGUUCCCUUUCGCAAGUACACUCCAGAGACAGUGAAGAAUAAGGUUUUGGAAUCCAGAGGGGCUAUACUCUCUCUCCUUGGUCGGGGCGUGGAGAUAGUUUGGAACUUGGGUUUCUAUUGGUCCACCCUUAUGUAUGACUGCUUUAUUGGUCGAGAUAAAGAAGUGGUUCCUUAUCGAGCCCGGCAACUCAGGAAUUUGUUGUGUGAUUUGGGGCCUUCCUUCAUUAAAGCUGGGCAGGUUCUGGCAAACAGACCUGACAUUAUUAGGGAGGAUUAUAUGAAUGAGCUCUGCAUUCUUCAAGAUGAUGUUCCUCCUUUUCCUAACCAGGUUGCCUUCGCCAUUAUUGAAGAGGAGUUAGGUCGGCCUCUUGAAGAUGUUUUCAGUAAAAUUUCAUCGAAGACAAUUGCGGCUGCAAGUUUGGGUCAAGUUUACCGUGCUACUUUACGUGACACAGGGGAGGAUGUUGCUAUUAAGGUUGAUAAUGCAGGUGUAAGUGAUGAAAAUAUUGGUUCGCCACCAAACAUCGUCGCUUUCAGGUUGCGAGACCAUGCAUCGAACAAUACCCAAUCGGGAGACAUCGAUCUCCUCAUACUCUUCAUCAGAGAUGGCUUUAUUUGGAUCGUGAUCCUCAAAUUCAUCAUCAUGAUCUUCAUCCUGAUCUUCCUCUUCAAGAUUUUGGUUUCCAACAUAAAGAUUCCUAUUGGAGCACUCUUUGACAAAAUGGCCAAAUCCUUGACACUUGAAGCAUUGCUAUUGACCAUUCCUUUUGGGUGUUGUACCCAAGAUGCCCUUAUCUUUGCUGUUCUUAAAAUGACGAGGAGGAUUGACAGUUGUUUUAGGGAAGUUCGAAGAGUCCUGAAAAGGCUUCUUGACACUUGA
Telopea speciosissima is the source of this 1277-nucleotide messenger RNA. RefSeq names its product protein ACTIVITY OF BC1 COMPLEX KINASE 1, chloroplastic-like. NCBI's taxonomy places the organism in Eukaryota, Viridiplantae, Streptophyta, Magnoliopsida, Proteales, Proteaceae. The record is from RefSeq and is a predicted model, not a curated record. The transcript has 6 exons. Bases 36 to 1277 code for a protein of 413 amino acids.